This is a messenger RNA of Patella vulgata (common limpet), 4219 nucleotides long. RefSeq lists its product as uncharacterized. NCBI's taxonomy places the organism in Eukaryota, Metazoa, Mollusca, Gastropoda, Patellidae. Bases 109 to 1608 code for a protein of 499 amino acids. Gene Ontology annotation, biological process: activation of GTPase activity. Gene Ontology annotation, molecular function: GTPase activator activity. The record is from RefSeq and is a predicted model, not a curated record. The transcript has 12 exons.
AACAUCAGUGGUGGAUGAGUGGUCGUAAUCACUGAUGCUGAUAUCCUAUUUCUGCAUUCGGUUCACAGCAGGGAACGGUAACUCCAAUACGGAAGCAGACAGCGAGCUAUGUCGUUUAUUGUUCAGAGACCAUGCAGUGAGGAUGCAUCAUAUGAAACUAUUGAUAUUAUUCCUGUAGAACCAACACCACCUAAAUUGGACACCACUCAAUCAACACCUGUUAGUAAUAGAACAAGUCAGCUGACACAUGAACAAUUUAAAAGUUUUUUAGAUGAAGAUGGGAGAUUAGUAAAUGAAAAUGGUUUACGCAAAGCUAUUUUUCUGGGUGGCGUAGAUCCAAGUAUUAGAAAAGAAGUAUGGCAAUUUCUGUUUGGACUUUAUCCAUAUACAUCAACUAAAAGAGAAAGAGAAGAAUUACUUAUAGACUAUAUGAUUAAAUAUCAUGAAUUAAAAAAUAGAUGGAAAACAAUACUUGUAUUAGAUUCUAGACCUGGAGCUACAUUAUUAGAUCAGGGAUUAUUUGCUAGAUAUCAGAUAGUUGAGAAAUCACAAGUUAAUCCAGAUAAGGAUACAGAAGAUAAUAUGAAACAUAAUCCGUCAGCCGCUGAUAUUGAGGAGACAUCAUCAAAGUUUGCUCCUAGACCAUUAGAUCUAUCUCUCUUAGAUCAAAUUGAUGUAGUAGAAAAGAUUCAUACUCCAGAUAUGGAACAAAAAGUAGAAUUUAUGAAAUUACAAGCACAGGUAUUUGUGCAAAGACAGAAGAUAGAUGUGCAGGAAUUGCGAUCUCAUAUCAGAGUUAUAGAUAAAGAUGUACCUAGAACAGAUAGAGAUGAGAUAUAUUUCAAAGGUUCAGGCAAUCCCCGUUUAACAGAAUUAAGAGAAGUACUUAUUACAUUUUGUGCCUAUAAUACAGAAUUGGGUUAUGCUCAGGGCAUGAAUGAUAUUCUAUCCAGGUUUUUAUACAUUAUGGGAUCAGAAGUAGAAUCAUUCUGGUGUUUUAAAUCAUAUAUGGAGAAAAUCAAAGAUGAUUUUAUGGAGGAGGGCAUGGUUAAAAAAAUUGAUUUAGUUAAAAUGUUACUUGGUGAGAUAGACCCUUAUUUGUUAAAACAUUUUGAGGUCCAUGAAUUAGGAAAUUUAUUUUUCUGUCAUAGGUGGCUCUUAUUGGGAUUUAAAAGAGAAUUUAGUUUUCAAGAUUCUCUGAGAUGUUUUGAAAUUUUAAGUAGUCAUCAUCUAGAACUGUCAUCUAUAGAAGCUGAAACAGCUGUUAGAAGGGAAGAAAUGAAGGAAUUUGCCAGCUCAGGAGGAGAUACAAGGACUAUUCCUUUACAACCCAAAGAAUAUACAUUUGAAGUAUUUAUGUGCGUGGCAUUAUUAAUAGAAUGUAGAGAAGAAUUAUUUAAAUGUAAUGACAUUGGUAUGGUGUUUACUUGUAUCAAUAAUUUAAAAAUGGAUUUAGACAACAUCUUGUGUUUAUCAGAAAGAUUAUUUUUUACUUAUUGUAAGAAGACAGUUGAAGAUAGUUUUCAUAUGGUCGAUGAACAUGGUGGUCAUAAUCAUGAAAAUCUGACAUUUUCACAAAAAUUAAUUGAAAAAUUGAAGAAAAUAUGAAAUUUUUCAUUUAUCAGUUUUGUUAUGCACACCAGCUUCCCACUCCCAGUAUCUGGAAUAUAUAUGUGCCCUGAAAUCGAAACCAUUAAAAUACAUUUUUUGGGGAGAAAUAAUGAUUACAAUAGUUGUAUAGAACUGUAUCUUUAUUCUUUCAUAUGCUGAAAAGGCAAAAUAGGAAUCUAAGUUUAAUUGAGCAUCAAAUAAAAGUUCUGAAUAAAUAGAACAUAAUGGUCGCUUUUAAACUAACUUUUUGCUUAACAAAAUAUUCUGUAUCUCCCAGUGUGCCCGUUCUAAACAUCCUUGUCUUGUCACCAGAUCGUGGACUCAAUAGGGAGAAACCUAUUGUAACACAUCACACGACAUUGGGAACCUAGCAUUAUAUAGAUUGCUGGGUACAUCCUAUUAAAAUGCAUAAAUAUGCAAAACAAAUCUAACAAUGGGCUAUAAAAGUGGCAAGAAAUUGCAUUGGUUGGUCAAUGUCCUGGACAUUGUGUUUUUAUUCUGAAAUAAAACAGGGUAUUUUUAUUGUUUAUUCAGUGGGCACAUUAUCAUUGUUAUGUUGUCUUCCACCAAUAAUUUAUUAUUCAUAAAUCAUCACUAUUUAACAAAUUUUUAUAUACUUAAAUCCUAAUAAAUCAUCACAGUAUUUUGUUACAUGUAACAAAUUUUAUAUACUUAAAUCAUCCAUCCUCAUUUGCAAUGUACUGUGAUAUAAUCUCCAUGAUUGUAAUAAUAAUAUGUAGAAACUGAUAGUUCAUAAAGCUGAAUGUUGGCUAUAGUAAAGAUUAAGCAGCCAUGCUAUUAAUAGAAAAAUUUGCCAAUUCAAGAUGUUGAAAGUUGUAGUUCAUAAAGCUGAAUGUGGGCUAUAGUAAAGAGUUAGCAGCUAUGCUUAUCAUGUUAAUUUGUGCAAGUCAGAUACCCUAACUUUUUUUUUUCAUUAUGUUUGCAAUUUUUUGAAUGAUCAUUAAAAAAAGCCUUCUCUAAGUUGUGUAAAAAAGUAAAAAAAAAAAGAACUUUAUGUUGUUUUUGUAAUGAAUAUUGUAUGUGUACAUAAAGAUCUAUAAUAGUGGAUUAAACAAAAAUGAAAUGAAAUGAGGUUUAACACUCUACUGUUCUGCUACUACUGGGCUAAUGCAGACAGGCAUAUGCCAUGUAGUGUACUAUGAGAAAAAUAUUGCCCGGACAGUGGCACUACAUGGUAUACUCUUAUUUCAAAUUAAAACUGUCAAGGGUUCUUUUACGUGCACGCCAAUGUGUACACAGGACGUUGGUUUUUUCGUCCCAUCCGAACUAUACAUUGUCCCUUGCCAGGCCUUCCAUCCUUCACACUAAAAAGGGGGAACCACGUCGGAAAAUCCUGAUGAACUUUCUCGGCCAAUGCAGGCAUCGAACACAGGACCUCCACGUUAGCGAGCCAAGGUUCUUCUCACUGAGCUACCAUGACUCCGUGGAUUAAACAAAUUUAGAUAAAUAUUAAUACCUAUCAAGUCUAAUCUGAAACAUAUAAAAUUAUAGUAAGAACUAGUCGAAGAAUAUCGAGUCAGUCUGAUAUUAUUUUUAAAGUCUAAACAAAGUAUAAUUUAAUUAAAAUAAGAUAUUAUAAAAAAUUAUGUUUGUAUGCAUGUUAAUUUAUUUCAAUUUGGACACAGAUGUGCAAAUGUUUAUAAAAAAAUCUAAAAGUUUAAAACAUAAAUCUUAACACAUACCAAGUGGGGUGCCAAUAUAUUUUAGUUUCUUUUGCUUUUUGAUUAAAUGUAAUGUAAUUGAGCUAUAAUUGACUACAAGAUAAAUUUUCUAUUUUAUCAAAGCAUUUCAAUAUUAUGUGCUUCAUUUAUUAAGCGGUUACAUUUGAUUGAAAUCCUUUUCUCGUAGCUGUUUGAAAGUAUAACAAUUGCAGAUGUUAGAGAGUAGGCUGCUAUAUGUUGUCCAAAAAAUCAUUUUUAUACUCCUGCAUUGAAAUAUGGUCGUAUAUUGCUGCCGCCCACGUCCGUCUAUUGGGAAAAUCUUGUGCAUGCACUAAAGGUUAAAGUGAAUAUCUGCUUGACUUUAAAUUUAUACAGUGUUUAAGGUUAUGAGACGAAACCUAUUGCUUUCAACGAUUUCCGAUUAUUACUGCCAGAGAUAUGGUCCUUGAUCACUUGAGAAAUCUUGUUACGCGCUAGAGGUUAACGUUAACAUAGAUUUAUACACAGUGUUUAAGGUUUUGAGACAAACAAUCAAAACAAUGUCUAAUGGUUUUUGAUGAUACUUAAUGGGUUGUUACUUGUAAUCAGAUUUUAGUGUGUUGUUAAUGUUUUCAUCACUGACAAAGUAAAAAUAUGUGAUAACCCUUGUUGACUGCCCAGAAGACUUUGCUGCUGAGGGUGUAUGUUUCAUUGCCUGGCAACCUAUCUUGCAGUUGUUUGAAGACCAAGUCAUAACAACUGUAACUCCAUUUUAAUACAUAAUUAAUCUGUGAUAAACACUGGUACAUGAAAAUUAAUGAAAUGUAAAAUUUGCUAAGAAAAGCAUAUUAUUUAAAUCAUGAAAAGUGAAUGGGUAUUUAUACUCAAGGUUUAUAUUUUAUAUGGCAAGUAAUAAAUGUGUUAAAUAAAGUGUCUAUUUUAUUAUC